AUGAGUGUGGGCGAAUUAGAUGGAGAAGCUGUGGAUAUCUGUGAUUCGUCUCCAAGUGACUCAUUUACAUACGUCCAAUUCCUUUUUCGGGCAUACUUAAUGCCUUUCACGUAUUUGUUUGGAAUUAUCGCAAAUGCUCUCAAUGUUAUUGUUUUUUCUCAGAAGACAAUGAGGAAACAGCCUGUUAAUUGGUUCUUCUUAGUUCUCAGUUUAAGUGAUCUGACUGUUUUAAUCGCUUCCUUUUUUGUUUUUUCUGUUCCCGUUUAUGCAGAAAUUGCAGAUGACAUAGAUUUCAUAAGAUCGUCGUCCUACUUAAUCAUUUGGUUCUAUCCAUUGGCUCAGACUGGACUCACCAUGUCAGUGUAUCUCACUGUUCUAGUGUCUGUUCAUCGCUAUCUCGGCGUUUGUCAUCCAUUUUUGAUUCGGAGAAUCAGUAACUCCACAGGAGUUAAGCUAGUUAUAGCUUCAGCUGUUCUUUUCGCAUUUCUUUUUAACACAAGCAGGUGGUUUGAGCUUACAACUAUGCCAUGUCUGAGUAACAUCCAUAGAAGAGAGUCACUUGUUGUCAUUCCAACGGAACUAAUGGUUGAUGGCUUCUACACUGUCGUCUAUCGAAACGGGGCUUAUACUCUCGUCAUGUUUUUUUUUCCAUUUGCUAUAUUGACAUUCGUCAAUUUGAGAAUUAUUGGAACAUUACGUAACUCAUACAAAAUGAGACGUCAGAUGACGAUGCAUCCACGAAAGAAGAAAGACGUUGUACCUUCAACAGCUGAGACCAUCUCUUCCAUAAAUGGCAAUAAUUCAUCUUCGGUCACUACCAACGUUCUCAUCCAACAAAAUGGAACAGCUCAUCAUAGCGGAUCAUCACAAGCUAAUGAUCGAAAAGAGAAUGGCGUAACAGUCAUGUUAGUUGCCAUCACAACAGAAUUCCUAGCCUUUAAUCUAUUGGCGUUUGCUAAUAAUAUCCUAGAGCUAACUGGAGCAUUUGGUCAAUCAGCUCUGGAAACGCUGUUAGUGGAGGUGUCUGCCUUGUUAGUGAACAUCAAUGGAGCUAGCACCAUUAUCAUUUACAUGAUUUUCAGUAGCAAGUACCGCAAUGUCUUCCUCAGGAUUGUCGCUAGAAUUGGUACCAUUUUCUGUGGUGAACGUAAGCUCUCCUUCUUAAGUGGUAUCCAGCAAUUCGAAACGACGCAACUCAUUGACUCCAAGUUGGAUCAGAACGACACAAAAAACUGGAAAAGUUCAAGAAGAUCAAAUGGCGAUUCUGUGUAUAAGCAAAGGGCAAGUCAAGCUUAG
This is a messenger RNA of Auanema sp. JU1783, 1296 nucleotides long. NCBI's taxonomy places the organism in Eukaryota, Metazoa, Nematoda, Chromadorea, Rhabditida, Rhabditidae. The record is from the annotation of a GenBank genome assembly.